This is a messenger RNA of Lizanozyma spartinae, 627 nucleotides long. RefSeq names its product Rex2p (gene REX2). Gene Ontology annotation, cellular component: mitochondrion. Lineage: Eukaryota; Fungi; Ascomycota; Pichiomycetes; Serinales; Debaryomycetaceae. The record is from RefSeq and is a predicted model, not a curated record. Bases 1 to 627 code for a protein of 208 amino acids. Gene Ontology annotation, molecular function: nucleic acid binding; 3'-5'-RNA exonuclease activity. The transcript has a single exon.
AUGCGGAGUCUUCUCCGAAAGUCCAAACCCUUGACGGAUCCCAUUGUUUGGGUAGACUGUGAAAUGACUGGUCUCGACGUCAACAACGAUCAUAUUAUAGAAAUCUGUUGUAUCAUAACAGAUGGUGAUUUGAAUGUAGUCGAUGAGAACGCUUAUGAAUCCACAGUGUAUUAUCUGAAAGAUCGUUUGGCUCAAAUGGAUGAAUGGUGUACCACUACCCAUACAGCCAGUGGGUUGAUAGAUAAGAUUUUGGAGAAUGAAGAUCGGUCCUUAGAAGUGGUCAAGAAUGAAUUGCUUGGUUAUAUAAAGAAAUAUGUUACUGCUCCUAGAAAGGCUGUAUUAGCAGGUAAUAGCAUUCAUAUGGAUAGAUAUUUUAUGAUGAAAGAGAUGCCUGAAGUCAUUGAUUGGUUACAUUAUCGGAAUAUUGAUGUUAGUACCAUAAUGGAAUUUGGUUCAAGACAUAACCCUGAACUUAUGAAACUAUGUCCCAAGAAGAAACAAGCCCAUACUGCCAAAGAUGAUAUUUUGGAGAGCAUUGAUCAAUUAAAAUGGUAUAGAAAGUAUUAUUUUAAAAGUGGUGAUGAUACUGCUGAAUUAGUCAAGGCUAUGAAAAAAGGCGAUAUAUAG